Acinonyx jubatus (cheetah) is the source of this 2193-nucleotide messenger RNA. RefSeq names its product serine/arginine repetitive matrix protein 1-like. NCBI's taxonomy places the organism in Eukaryota, Metazoa, Chordata, Mammalia, Carnivora, Felidae. The transcript has 2 exons. The record is from RefSeq and is a predicted model, not a curated record. Gene Ontology annotation, molecular function: RNA binding. Gene Ontology annotation, cellular component: spliceosomal complex. The coding region runs from base 1 to 1275 and encodes 424 amino acids. Gene Ontology annotation, biological process: regulation of mRNA splicing, via spliceosome.
AUGGCUGCCGCAGAUUCUGUGCAGCAGAGACGUCAGUACAGACGACGGAACCAGCAGUCUUCAUCUGAUUCUGGCUCCGCUUCUUCCUCAGAAGAUGAGCGACCCAAAAGGUCCCAUGUGAAGAAUGGUGAGGUAGGCAGGCGGCGGAGACAUUCCCCUUCCCGGAGUGCCUCUCCAUCACCUCGAAAGCGCCAGAAAGAGACUUCCCCUCGUGGUAGUCGGAGGAGGACCCCCUCCCCACCACCACCCACCAGAAGGCGCCGAUCUCCUUCUCCUGCCCCUCCUCCUCGAAGGCGCAGGCCUCCCACACCGCCACCUCGACGAAGGACUCCUUCUUCUCCUCCCCCCCCCCCCCCCCCCCGGCGCCGCUCACCUUCCCCAAGAAGCUACUCUCCUCCAAUACAGAGGAGAUACUCUCCUUCUCCGCCUCCAAAGAGAAGAACGGCUUCUCCCCCUCCCCCUCCCAAACGUAGGGCAUCGCCAUCUCCACCACCAGAGCGCCGGGUCUCCCAUUCUCCACCUCCCAAACAAAGAAGCUCCCCGGAAAGGGUCUUCCCCGAGCCGAUCUACCCGGGAGCCCCGGUCACCACAACCAAACAAACGGCAUUCUCCCUCACCACGGCCUCGAGCUCCUCAGACCUCCUCAAGUCCUCCACUGUUCGAAGAGGAGCACCAUCAUCACCCCAAAGAAGGCAGUCCCCAUCUCCAAGUAAUAGGCCCAUUAGGAGAGUCUCCGGGACUCCGGAACCCAAAAAGACAAAGAAGGCUGCCUCACCAAGCCCUCAGUCCGUAAGGAGGGUUUCAUCCUCCCGAUCUGUCUCAGGAUCUCCUGAGCCGGCAGUUAAAAAACCCCCAGCACCUCAGUGUCCUGUCCAGUCUCAGUCACCCUCUACCAACUGGUCACCAGCGGUACCGGUCAAAAAGGCUAAAAGCCCAACACCAAGCCCAUCUCCGGCAAGGAACUCAGACCCAGAAGGAGGUGGAAAGAAAAAGAAGAAAAAGAAGGACAAGAAACACGAAAAGGAUAAGAAGCACAAGAAGCACAAAAAACACAAGAAGGAAAAGGCCGUGGCUGCAGCCGCUGCGGCUGCUGUAACCCCUGCAGCCAUUGCUGCUCCCACAACCCCAUCAGCACAGGGGGAACCAGAAGCGGAGCCCGAGCCUAAGAAGGAGACCAAAAGCGAGCCCGAAGACAACCUCGAUGACUUAGAAAAGCACCUGCGUGAAAAGGCGCUGAGGUCGAUGCGGAAGGCUCAAGUGUCCCCACAGUCUUAGGUGGGAAUGUGUGUUACGAUGUACAUUUUAUUUGGUUUGUAUGCAAUUCAGUUUCAAAAUUGCUAAAAUGUGUUUGAGCUUUAGACUAUAACAUUUGUUGUAAUAAUUGCUAGGUUGAAGUUCACCAUGUUAAAAAAAAAAGGGCAUGGAUUUACAUUGCAAAAGGUGUCCACAGUGUAUUAGUGACAUUCUUUCAUUGACAGCUGACAUAAAUUUCAUUUAGAGUGAAAUAUUUUAAGCCAAAAAAAAAAAUCCCCUUUUUAAAAAAGGCGGUUUCAAUAUUGUUGGCAUUCUUACGGUUUCUUUAAAGGCCUUGGCUAUUCCCAGAGGUUUUCCUUUCUUUUCGGUUUUUUUCCCCCUUUAUUUUUUCUCAUUUGAGUCUUAGCACCCAUUUAAGUUAUGAUGCUUCCAACCUUGUAUGGUUUGCAAGCUAGCCCAGAAGUAAGACCACUGUUGAACUACCACAAAAGUAUAAAUGAACAUUUUGAUGCCACAAUCUUUCCUGUUGCCUGUGGAGUCUCUGCUGAAAUGAAUCCAGAUUCGAGCUCUAGGAUGAGACGGAAAAUGAAAGCAUGUUGUUUGCCAGGACACUGUGGGUUUAUAUGGAUGUGUAACAAGUUGAUUUGGAACACUGGAAUUUCAUUCUAUUCUGUUGUGUUUUUUUUGUAAAGGCAAUUAACUAGUCCCAGGAAGGAUCCUUCAGUUACAUAAAAGUUUGUUUUAUGAAAUGUCACGGCUCCAUUCAUAAUUUUGUCUUGUUCUUCCAACUGGUAUAUACAACUUUCAGAGCUCUCUCAUAUUUGGAACGCUGGAAGGGCCCAGACUUUGAAAUAGUGUCUUGUUUUCACUGUUUCUGUUUUGGGUUUUUUUUUGUUUUUUGUUUUUUAAACUAAAGCUAUAUAAAGCUUGUGGAUUAAA